Camellia sinensis is the source of this 2327-nucleotide messenger RNA. Its product is annotated as F-box/FBD/LRR-repeat protein At1g13570. Gene Ontology annotation, molecular function: protein binding. The record is from RefSeq and is a predicted model, not a curated record. Lineage: Eukaryota; Viridiplantae; Streptophyta; Magnoliopsida; Ericales; Theaceae.
AAGCAGAAGAUCUCAACUCGACUUGGACAGCUCACAAUACAACUCUCAACCUGCCCGAAAACGGAAAAUUAUCCUAGUCGGAAUUUCCUAUUCACACGUCUCUGUCUGUCGGAUGUUUUUCGUAUUGCCACGUGUCCAUGCAGAAGAAAAACUGCGGAAAACCCUCUCUCUGUGCGUAUCACUUUCUUUCUCUCCAAAAAACCAGCUUGCUCUGCCUCGGCCACAGGUUUCCAAGUAGAUAGCAGACAUGCAGAUAGAACCAACCAUGAUACGAGGAGGUUGAAAGACACACCCCCCAAGAAAUGCAAUAAAUCCACUACCCUGGGGAGCUUGUUACUUUGAUUUUGUCGAGUUUGCUGAUUGUCAGAACCAUUAGUAACAUGAAGAGAAUCAUGAAGAAAAUGCGUCGAUCACUUUCAGACAUAAUCAGUAAUCUUCCAGAAAGUGUAAAAGAAACAAUCUUAGCGUGUUUGUCAAUACAGGAUGCAGUGAGGACUAGUGUUUUGUCAACAAAAUGGAGGUAUACCUGGACGAAACUUCCCCAACUUGUAUUUGAUGAUACAUUCUGCAGCGACUUGUUCUGCAAAACCAAGGAUAAACUUAUGACGAUUAUUUAUCAAGUUCUGUUAUUUCAUCAUGGACCAAUACCCAAGUUCACAUGCUCUUUAUCUGGACUGAAAAGUUGUUCGGAGUUCGAUCAGUUGAUACUUUUCGUUUCAAAAAAAGGUAUCCAGGAGUUGAACCUCAACAUUCAGAAUGGUGAACUUUAUAAAUUGCCAUCAUCACUAUUUUCAUGUCUUCAACUCAAGAUUUUGACUCUCCAUUCUUGUAUAUUUAAAUCUCCACCUGAAUUUAAAGGAUUUAGCAGGCUUCUUAAACUGGAGCUUUACGAAGUAGUUGUUACAGCCGACAUACUUUCAAGGUUAAUCUCCAGUAGCCCACUACUUGAGCGACUGUCACUUCAAAACUCCACCAGUAUAGAUUGCCUUGAAAUUAAUGCUCCUAAUCUUAGAUUCUUACUCUGCGAAAUCCAUGCCGGUUCUAUUUGUUUAAAAAACGCCGUUCAACUUGCAAGCAUUGCAAUUGAUUUAAUGGCGUCCAUGGAUGUGGAAGAAUUUGAGGAAGCAGAAACUUCCAAAUUGGUGACGCUUUUUGGUAAUCUACCUGUCAUUGAGUUUCUGGAAUUGGACUAUUAUUAUCUUCGGUAUAUGUCUGCAGGUGGUGUACCAAAGAGGCUUCCAACUACUUUGAACAACCUUAAAUUUCUCUACUUGAAUCAAAUUUGUUUUGGGCAACUAAAUGAGAUCUUGGUUUUUCUUUGUUUAAUUAGAAGCUCUCCAAACUUGGUAAAAAUUAGAAUUCUGGUACAUACUGAUGAAACUGCUGAUGAUGUUAUUGAUAAUCCUGUUCUAAAACUUUUAGAAAAGCAAGACUGGUCAGAUGUUUCUUUAAAUCAACUUCGAGCAGUGGAGAUGUAUGAUAUAUCUAUAAUGAGGUCUGAAUUGGAGUUUAUUAAGCUUCUAUUAGCCAAAUCACCAAUGCUGGAGACAAUGAUUAUUAAGCCUGACCCAGUGGAGGUUGCUGACAAAGGACCGACAACCAAUGUUAUAACUAACAUGUCUGCAGCAUGUGUACCAAAGGGGCUUCAACCUACUAUGAACAACCUUAAAACUCUCCAGUUUUUAGAAAUUUGUUUUGGCCAACUAAAUGAUAUCUCGCUUAUUCUUUGUUUAAUUAGAAGCUCUCCAAACUUGGAAAAAAUUACAAUUCAGGCAUAUGUCGAUGAAGAAACUAAUGCUGUUGAUCCUGUUCUAGAACUUUUAGAAAUGCAAGAGUGGUUGGACGUCUCGUUAAAUCAACUUCAAACCGUGGAUUUCUGGAAUCUAUCUGGCACAAGUUCUGAAUUAGAGUUUAUUAAGCUUCUAUUAGUCAUAUCGCCCGUGCUGGAGGUAAUCUUUAUUGAGCCUGACUCAAAGAAGAUUGUUGACAAAGGAGUGAGAAUUUUGAAAGAGUUGGCCCAAUUUCCGCGCUUGUCACCUAAAGCGGAAAUCGAAUUUGACGAUCCAGAUGAAGAUUAAGUUUAGCAAAUGGUUUGUGUCCUUUUUGGCCAUCUUUGGUUUUAGUGGGACAGAGAGAUGAUAUUUUUUGUGUUUGUUGCCUGAUAGGUCCAUAUUUAAAAAUAAUUACUGCCGAGACAUUCACUGUGGGGAAGUGGAACAUCUUGAGGGCAAAAAAUUGCUCUCCUUAUAGGAAAAAUAAAACUUCUUCAACAAUUUAAAUUAUAUGAAAUUUGGUUGAAAUUUGGCAAUGAUGUUUGUGAUUGUGAA